This is a messenger RNA of Myxozyma melibiosi, 1517 nucleotides long. RefSeq names its product histidinol-phosphate aminotransferase. Bases 215 to 1447 code for a protein of 410 amino acids. The record is from RefSeq and is a predicted model, not a curated record. Gene Ontology annotation, molecular function: L-histidinol-phosphate:2-oxoglutarate transaminase activity; pyridoxal phosphate binding. The transcript is spliced from 3 exons. Lineage: Eukaryota; Fungi; Ascomycota; Lipomycetes; Lipomycetales; Lipomycetaceae. Gene Ontology annotation, biological process: L-histidine biosynthetic process.
CGAUUCGCGUGGAAGCGCGUAGUCGAAUUUUUUUCGACCCCUUGCCCACAAUAACGCGUCAUAAGUAAUUCUCAGCACGUGAUGCGUAUUUCUCAGUCCUCACUAAUCCGUGCGGCGGCGCUGCUCUAAGACUCAUCGUGAGAUUUCAGGGCCGAUAUAGUCCUGCUUCCCGGUUCUGCUCCUCUUCACUGCUCAAUUACUCUUCUUCCAAGCAAUGACCGUCGCGAACCUGACCUCGCCGGCUUUUGACCUCAAGGCCAUCACCAGGCCAAACAUCUACUCCCUCGAGCCUUACCGUUGCGCGCGAGAUGACUACAAAACCGGUGUUCUUCUCGACGCAAACGAGAAUGCCUACGGACCGUCGCUCAAAAUUGAGGAGAUGAACCUCGACGACAACGCCGUUCUUUCCGCAAAACUGCUCGCCGGCCUCAACAGAUAUCCCGACCCCCACCAAGAAGACGUCAAGCAGCUUCUCUGCAAUCUGCGAAACGAGCCCUCGAAAGAUGACCCGUCAGUCGUGCCCUUGACUCCUGAGAACCUGUACGUUGGCGUCGGCUCAGACGAGUGCAUUGACACCGUCAUCCGCUGCUUCUGUGCCCCCGGCCGCGAGAAAAUGCUCACAUGCCCACCUACCUACGGCAUGUACGGUGUCUCCGCAAACGUCAACGACGUCGAAGUCGUCAAAGUCGACCUUGACCUCGCGACCCCCGGCUUCCCUGUCCGCACAGAUGCCGUCUGCGAAGCGCUUACCAACGACCCUUCAAUCCACGUCGUGUACCUGUGCUCGCCUGGAAAUCCUACGGCCUCGCUAGUUGACCCCGCUGCCGUCAAGAAAAUCCUCGAGCUGCCGUCAUGGAACGGAAUCGUCGUCGUCGACGAGGCGUACAUUGAUUUCUCCGCUCCCGGAAGCUCUUUGGCUCCCUGGGUGACGAAAUACGACAACCUCAUUGUCAUGCAGACCGUUUCGAAAGCGUUCGGCAUGGCGGGUAUUCGUCUCGGAGUUUCCUAUACCUCUGCUCCGAUUGCGAGAAUACUCAACGCCGUCAAGGCGCCUUACAACAUCUCCUCCGUCACCAGCGAACUAGCUCUCCUCGCUCUAUCCCCCGAAAGCAUCGCAAACAUGCGAGUAAAGCUUGCCGCAAUCAUCGAGCAGCGCGAUAGACUUUUGACCGAACUGCCCAAGAUCCCCGGCGUCGGGAAAUUCAUUGGCGGCAACGACUCGAAUUUCUUGCUCGUCCAGAUCCUCGACAAGCCCGGCGGCGAGCCGUCUUCGGCUGUCGCUAAUAAGGUCUACGAAACACUGGCGCAAAACAAGGGAGUUGUUAUUAGAUUUAGAGGAAAGGAGCCCGGUUGUGUUGGUGCGCUGAGAAUAACCGUCGGUACAAAAGAGGAGAACGAUGUCUUGCUCGAGAAAAUGGCAGAGACGCUUGCCGCUACCUACGCCUGAUCUCUAUUUGUACAAGUAUCCUCUAUUCUGUAAGAGUAACGGAGUUUUGUUUAAUAAAUAGAUUGUUGAU